AUAUAAAAAAAAGAAGGAAAGAAGGGAGCAUAUCUUUGAUUGAGGGGUCCGUCUUCCCCCUCCAAACGCGGCAUCCAUCCCACCAUACCACUCACUUUUCAUUUCAAUUCAUUCCCCAAACCCUCCCUUCUCUCUCCGAUUCACCUUAUCAUUAUCAUCUUCAAUCCCUCACCGUUCGAUAGAUCAUGCUGCGUUUGUGCUUCACCCCUCUCGAUUAUUGCUUCCGACGUCGCGGUGCCUCCGAUUUUCUUCUCUGGCACACCGACUUGAAACCUCACGCCUCCGGUGAUUUCUCCAUCGCUGUUGCUCAGGCUAAUUACAGCCUUGAAGAUCAGAGUCAAGUAUUUACCUCCCCUUCUGCCACCUACGUCGGUGUCUACGACGGACACGGUGGUCCCGAAGCUUCUAGAUUUGUCAACAACCGUCUAUUCCCCUAUUUACACAAGUUUGCUUCUGAGCAAGGGGGAUUGUCAGUGGAUGUGAUAAAAAAGGCGUUUAGUGCAACUGAAGAGGACUUCUUGCAUUUGGUUAAGUUAUCGUUACCCGUUAGUCCCCAGAUUGCAUCUGUGGGAUCGUGUUGUCUUCUUGGUGCAAUUUCUAAUAAUGUGUUGUAUGUUGCCAACCUCGGAGACUCCAGAGUUGUUCUUGGCAGGAAGUAUUCUGAGAGCAAGAAUUGUCCGGUGGAGGCUGUGCGCUUGUCAACAGAUCAUAAUGUAGCCGAUGAGGAGGUCAGGAGAGAAGUUGAAGCUCUACAUCCUGACGAUUCACACAUAGUGGUUUAUAGCCGUGGAGUUUGGAGGAUUAAGGGAAUCAUACAGGUGUCUAGAUCUAUUGGUGAUGUGUAUUUGAAGAGACCAGACUUCUACAGAGACCCCAUUUUUCGGCAAUUCGGAAAUCCUAUUCCUUUGAAGCGUCCUGUAAUGACAGCCGAACCAUCAAUCAUUAUUAGAGAGCUUGAAUCAGACGAUUUAUUCUUAAUAUUCGCUUCAGAUGGCCUUUGGGAACAAUUAAGUGACGAAACAGCAGUUGAUAUUGUUUUCAAAUAUCCAAGAGCUGGAAUUGCCAAGAGACUAGUAAGAGCUGCUCUUCAGGAAGCUGCAAAGAAGAGAGAGAUGAGAUAUGCUGAUAUAAAGAAAAUUGACAAAGGAAUUAGACGACACUUCCAUGAUGAUAUUACUGUUGUUGUAAUCUAUCUUGAUCACCAUGAAGGUUCUUCUAGUGGUAGAUUUAAGCAAACUGCUGUUACAACUGCCCCUAUUGAUAUAUUUUCCCUAAAUGGUGAUGAAGCAGAGAAGAGUAUGCUCGGUUCUGUUGCUUAAAUAGUGAAAAUGCUUCAAUGGAUCGUACACUGACCUUAUUUGGGAUGAAAUUAUUCAUAAGUAGAUGAAUAUUGUUUGGUAAAAUGAAAGGAAAUUUUCAAGUAUAAAGUGCAAAUUAGAAGUUACUACCGCAUAGAUAGUGACCACAAGUUGCUGACAUAUUCUUGGUGCAGAUUAGCAUAUGUAUAGUUGUGAAAUUUUUAUUUUUGGGUUUUGAUGAGAUAGUAUCAAUUUUGUUUAUUUGGAAAGAAAAUAAAAUUGUAUUUAUUGGUUACUCCUUUAUAUGGAUCUAUCGAUAAUGUUGGUGAAUUAUUAGAGGUACGAGGUAAGCGAUAUGUUUCGCCCGCCAACAAAAAAUGCUGUCUUGGCAGGUGGAUAUUUUUGCUAAGCACAGUGGUGUAUUGAUUACUACAUUUACAACUACAACAUGAAAUUGCAGACAAAAUCCUUAAUUGUGCCUUAUCCCGUAGAAAAUGUGACAGGAAUGUGAUCAAGCGGUGGAGCAGUAUGCUUUUAUUUAUCAGAAUCAGAUGCAUUGAUUUCUUGA
Cicer arietinum (chickpea) is the source of this 1866-nucleotide messenger RNA. RefSeq names its product probable protein phosphatase 2C 63. NCBI's taxonomy places the organism in Eukaryota, Viridiplantae, Streptophyta, Magnoliopsida, Fabales, Fabaceae. Gene Ontology annotation, biological process: protein dephosphorylation. Gene Ontology annotation, molecular function: protein serine/threonine phosphatase activity; cation binding. The record is from RefSeq and is a predicted model, not a curated record.